AACCCAAAAUUUAGCAGUUAUUUGUUCCUUGUUUGUUCUCCACCGAGACUGUGAUUAAUGGAGGAGAAAAAGAGACACACAUGCUUGAAGCUACAGAUUAAUGGAGAAGAAGCAAUAUUCGUUAAGGGAACUUGGUUUGAUACCCAUUUCAAUCUCUCCAUCACCGACGGUUUCACCGCUUGGAACUGUAAAGCAUCUGAAGAGGAGUUGAAGCAGCGUGCUGCUCAGUGGGACCAACCUGUUUUGGAGUAUGUGUUGUUGUCUGAGCGGUAUUUGGGGUUUCAGCAACCUGGUUCUGUUUAUGCAUUUGCUGAUGCUGGUGAUGGUCAUAAAAGGUUGUCAUGGACAUUUGAGAAAGGAGGAAUGACGCUGCAUUGGAGAUGGAAAUGCAUGCAGUCUCCUGAUAGUAAGAAAACUACUGCAGAAAUAUUGGACUUUCUCAUGGAUGCAAACAUAAGGCUCAGUGAAGAAGUUGUCAUAAAAACGGAAUUGUUUGAGAAGACGAAAGUAGAAGCUGAGAAGUGUUUGACCCAAAGUGAGAUACUAGCCAAUGCGAGGGUGGAAUUUGAACAUGAAAUCUAUACAAAGUUUUUGGGAGUCUUAAAUUCAAAGAAAGCAAAAAUACGAGAGCUUCGAGAUCAGUUGUCAAAACAAGAUAAUGCCAACAAAUCUCCUGAAGAGGAAGAUACAGAAAAAACUGAGAGUUUUGAUGAGGAAAGUGAUUAUGACAAAAGCGAUGAAGAUCCUGAAAAGUGUAUUACUAGUUCUUCGAAGGAUGUUGGAGCGAAUAAGCCAUCUCGUUCAAGGAGAACUAGACUCACAUGACAAAUUAUUUGAACUAGGAAAGAGUUUAUUUUUCACCAUGGAUGUUACAUUUGUACAAAAUUCACUUAAAAAUGACCGCCACUGCUAGGGAUGAUGCUUUUCUAUAAAUAAUAAAAACAAAAUUUUGGUA
Trifolium pratense (red clover) is the source of this 955-nucleotide messenger RNA. Its product is annotated as DNA repair protein XRCC4. Gene Ontology annotation, biological process: response to X-ray; double-strand break repair via nonhomologous end joining; DNA recombination. Lineage: Eukaryota; Viridiplantae; Streptophyta; Magnoliopsida; Fabales; Fabaceae. The coding region runs from base 58 to 825 and encodes 255 amino acids. The transcript is spliced from 5 exons. Gene Ontology annotation, cellular component: nucleus; DNA ligase IV complex; DNA-dependent protein kinase-DNA ligase 4 complex. Gene Ontology annotation, molecular function: DNA binding. The record is from RefSeq and is a predicted model, not a curated record.